AUGUCAUCGUCAUUAGUAUCUGAUGGAAUUCUCAACUUUGCAACACAAUUUUCGUUUUAUAGUGGUUUUAUUACAUUUGGCUUUGGAGUUAUUGGUAAUACGUUAAAUCUUCUCAUUUUUAUUCAAUUGAAAUUAUUUCGAACUAGUGGAUGUGCCUUCUAUAUAACCAUCGAAUCAAUUUCCAACUUAAUUUAUUUCUGUUUUAAUAUUACUAUAACUAUUUUACCAUUAAUAUAUGGAAAUGCUGCCAUAGGAAAUUCUAAUGCUCUGUGUAAAAUAAAAUAUAUAGUGGGACAAACAUGUGCACUCAUUCCUUUUUCGAUGAUAUGUUUUUCUGCUGUUGAUCAGUUCUUUUCAACAAAUCAUCGUUUCCAUUUAAGACAAAUGUGCACAUUGAAAUUUGGUCGUUAUUUUGCGUUUAUAUUCAUUUGUUUUGUGAUCAUUCAUAGCAUUGCACUUGGCUCCUCUUACAAUGUUCAACCAACAUUAGGAUGUGUCUUAUCGAAUUAUGUAGCGGUUCAGUAUUCAACAUAUUUCUUUUACCCAGUUUUAGGUGGUUUCCUACCUAUUGUAACUGCAUCAUUAUUUAGUAUCUUAGCUUAUCGUAAUGUUCGUCAUAUAGUUCGACGACAAUUACCAAUUGUUCGUCGUAAACUAGAUAAACAAAUAACAGCAAUGGUUCUCAUGCGUGUAAUUGCCUUCGUUUGUUUAUUAGUACCUUAUAUUACUUAUCGUAUCUAUGCCAUUAAUUUUCCUAUACCACCAAGUAUGCCUAUGCCAUUUGCAAUUGGUCGAUUGUUUCAAGCAAUUUUUAGUUGUAUCAACCUUAUCAAUUAUUUUAUCAGUUUUUAUAUCUUCAUAAUAUUCUCACCACGUUUUCGUCGUCAAAUGAAACUUGUUCUAGUAAAAAAAUGUUGGCAACGAUGGAAAUAUUGGUGUUGCUCCAUAAAUAAUCGAAUUGAACCUUUUAAUAUCGAACCACGCAAUUUAGAAGUGGAAUCUGUUGAAAGUAUCUAA
Messenger RNA from Adineta steineri, 1017 nucleotides. The record is from the annotation of a GenBank genome assembly. NCBI's taxonomy places the organism in Eukaryota, Metazoa, Rotifera, Eurotatoria, Adinetida, Adinetidae.